UUGCAUCGACGGGACGUAAAUUGAACUUUUCCGGUUGUAGUGGCGUGCCUUUUCUCCUACCUCCAUUGUCCGAUCCGAUCUCGGUGUCUCUUGUGUGAAACUGGACCCUCCCGCUGAUGAUGAUGAUGAUGACAUCGUGGAGCCAUUGCCGUCGAGUCAAGUGGAGCUGAAAAAAUCGCAUCAGUCUUCAGUUCGAGCUCAAUCAGUGAUCAUCCAUCACCGCCGUGUUGUAUAUCUAUCGUACGAGGGAUAGAAUGUGGGGAAGAAAUGAACAAACCGAGCAGAGAGUUUCCUCCCGAUAGAUAGGAGUGGGUUCGUGUGAUGCAGCAGCCUGGUGAUUGGUGAAAUAUCGUACAUAUUUGCAUUUCGCUGCCAAUUGCCAUAGUGGAAUAGGGGACGGGGGGCUCAAGUGUGCACUCGAAUUUCUUCCCUGUGUUGUGAUUUCAGAGCUAUCGAUGUCUGGCCUGAUACUAAAAUAUCUGUGAAAAGUUUUAUUGAAUCGUUAUAUCGUAAUACAAAACAAAUAUAUUCGACAGCACCCGUAAAGAUUGGAAUAUAAUCCGCAGGUGGAAAAAAUUGCUGAUUAACGCAAAGUUUUGUUAUCAUAUACAAAGUUUGGCUUCUUGUGGAGGGGCUGCAACUCCUCUGGAAUGGAUGAGAUUAAAGCUGCUUUGGCAGAUGCUGACCCGUUCAGCAGCUGGUGGCCGUUCAUUAUAUCCGGCAUCGUCUUUCUGAUUACCACAGUCAGGAUGUAUAUGGGUGGUCAGGUUUGCCCCAACACAAAUCCCAUCCGGGACCAGGUGGUUAUCGUGACCGGUGCCAGCGGGGGAAUCGGGAAGGAGUUGUGCAAGGAAUUGGUGCGCCGCUCGGCUCACGUCAUAAUGGCCUGUCGGGAUAUGGACAAAGGAGACCGAACGCGUCAGUCAAUCAUUCGUGAAAUACCGGGAGCCUCGCUGGAGUUACUCCCACUGGAUUUGCGCUCGUUCGACUGUGUGCGACGGUUCGUGCGGGAGGUGCAAUCGACUCACCGACAGGUUGAUGUGCUAAUUAACAACGCCGGCAUAAUAUUCCAUCCGAACGAACGAACCGCAGAUGGGUUCGAGACGCAUUUGCAGUGCAACUAUUUAGGACACUUUCUGCUAACUCAACUGCUGCUGCCACUGCUGAAGCAGGCAUCGCAAGGUCGGAUAAUUAAUGUCUCCGCCCACGGUUACACGGCCGGUAAGAUGAACAUCGAGGAUCCGCUCAACACUGGCAGCUGGGCGCCCGGGUUCCAUGCGCGGGAUGCAUUUUCGCACUCGAAGCUGGCCGUCGUGAUGGCCACAAGAGCCCUCGCUGGGAGGCUGUGCAAGGAAUAUUCCAAAGUCACUGUAAAUGUUUGCAGUCCUGGGUUGGUGCGGGGUACCGACCAUCUACGAUAUUCCCCCAUAAUGAAAGCUCUCUUCGCCAGAGCCAUAACCUAUCCCUGGAUGUGGUUAUUUAUGAAGACUCCUUAUUAUGGCGCACAGACCAUGAUCCGACUGGCGACCGAUCCUACGCUGAGCGCAAUUUCAGGAGAAUUUUUCAAUGACUGCGAACAGACUGACGUUUCCGAAUUGGCCAAAGACGAUCUGCUAGCGGAAAAGCUGUAUGAAGUAACACUAAGGAUGCUCAAUUUAUAGUGUAGGAUUUAUUUUAUCUGACAAGAACCUUAUUUUUAUUUGGAAAUUUUUUUUUUGCAUAAUAUAGCUAAUAAAUUCCACCAAAAAG
This is a messenger RNA of Toxorhynchites rutilus septentrionalis, 1749 nucleotides long. Its product is annotated as retinol dehydrogenase 12. Lineage: Eukaryota; Metazoa; Arthropoda; Insecta; Diptera; Culicidae. The coding region runs from base 651 to 1661 and encodes 336 amino acids. The transcript has 5 exons. The record is from RefSeq and is a predicted model, not a curated record.